This is a messenger RNA of Hansenula ciferrii, 819 nucleotides long. It is a transcript of the gene OTU2, whose product is annotated as deubiquitinase OTU2. Gene Ontology annotation, biological process: protein deubiquitination. The coding region runs from base 1 to 819 and encodes 272 amino acids. Gene Ontology annotation, molecular function: cysteine-type deubiquitinase activity. The transcript is spliced from 2 exons. The record is from RefSeq and is a predicted model, not a curated record. Lineage: Eukaryota; Fungi; Ascomycota; Saccharomycetes; Phaffomycetales; Wickerhamomycetaceae.
AUGAGUGAAUUCGAAACAGAAGAACAAAUAUUAGCUAGACAUAGGAAAGAAAACAGAGACUUAGAAUUAUACGCUAGAGGAUCAACUGGCACUGAUGCUCCAACUCAAGAAAAUAAUGCUGAAGAUGAUGAUGAUGAUGAACUAACGCCAGAAAAAUUAUUAGCUCAAUUAGAACUAGAAAAGAAAGAAGAAGAAGAAAAAAACAAACCAAAAGAGCAACCACAACACCAAGAACAACAACAACAAACAAAGGGACCAAAGCGUAAUCGUCAAAAAGAAAGAUUAGCUAAAAGACAAGCUGCAUUAGAUGAACAAAGAAAAGAAGCUGAAAAAGAAGCUGAAUUACAACCAGAUUUAAAAGGUAUUGAAGAUGAAAACAUCAAAUCAUUAUGCUCUAUUGCAAAAGUGAAAGAAUUUGAUAUCAAACCAGAUGGUAAUUGUUUAUUCGCAUCUAUAGCUGAUCAAUUAAAAUUACGUCAAGGUAUUGAAGUUAGUAUUCAAGAAUUAAGAACCAAAUCAGCAAAUCAUAUUAGAUCAGACCCAGAUACUUUCAUUCCAUAUCUUUUUGAUGAAGAAACUAUGAGUUUGAAAAACAUUGAUGAAUAUACUGAAAAAAUUGAAAAAACAGCAGCUUGGGGUAGUGAUUUAGAAAUUCUAGCCUUAGCUAAAGAAUAUGAUAGCCCAAUCUCUGUGAUGAUGAGUGGUAGAUCUACCUUGAAGAUCUAUGAAGAAGGUCGUAAUGAAGAGUUGAAGCUAGUUUAUUACAAGCACAGUUAUGCUCUUGGUGAACAUUACAAUUCUCUUCAUGAUUUGGAAUAA